AUGAGGCGGCCAGCGAGGGGGCCGCGAGCAUCCCGGUGCAGAUUGGUGGGCGAGCCGUGGGCCAGCGGCGGGGCCGCUGCAGGCAGCAGCCGCCGCGUCGAAGGAGGGGGCACCGCCGACGACGGAGCGGUGGCGGCGCCGGAGGACCGGGGGAAGCGCCCCCGGCCGCCCACGGGCGCCGCCGAGGUUGAAGGAGCGCCGGGGCCAGCGCCAGCACCCGAGCCAAGCCGGCCGGUGAAGCCGAAGCAGGCAGACGCGGCGAUGGUGGUGGGGCCAGCGGACGCGGCGGCCGUGGCGGGGCCAGCGGACGUGGCGGGGCCAGCGGACGUGGCGGCCGUGGUGGGGCCAGCGGGCGUGGCGAUCGAGGCGGGGAUGGCGGGCGUGGCGGCCGUGGCAGGGCCAACGGACACGGCGGCCGAGGUGGCGGUCGAGCGGCUGGGCGUGGCGGUGGACGUGAAGGAGGAGCAGCUUGAAGCGGAGCACGCCAGGCUAGACUCGGAGAGGGCGCAGCUUGCAGCCGCCUGGCGUGCCUUCGAAUCCCGCCUCGCCGCGCAGCGCGCCGCGAACGAGGAGGAGCAGAACGCCGUGGAAGAGGAGCGGGAGGAGGCGGUCACGAGCCACGAGAUGGCGGCGGAGGCCCUUGAGGCCGACUUGACCUACUGGGAGGGCGAGACCGACCGGGCUCAUGCCGACCUCCAGCGUUGGGCAGCGGAGCUUCAGAGCAUCGAAGGAGACCUCCGACGCUGGGAGGAGGACAUUGCCCUCCGGGAGUUCGACGCCGAAAUCACGGCGGCGGACCUGGAAGCCCGGGAGGACUUGCUGUCCCACCGGGAGGGUGAGGCUGCUGAGGCGGCAGCCGCCGUCGCUGCCAAGGAGGAGCAGAACGCUAAGCACGAGGUGGAGCUGACCGCCCGAUUUAGAAUCGGAUUGGAUAUUGCAGAUAUGGACUCGAAUACAAAUUGUUUCAGAGUCAGAAUCGGAAAUGGAGUGGAGUCGGACGCAAGGUUAUGCAAGCAACAGUCUAUCAUGCUUGUUAGUGUUAGGGCUGUGUGA
Molecule: messenger RNA, 1053 nt
Organism: Phragmites australis (common reed)
Lineage: Eukaryota; Viridiplantae; Streptophyta; Magnoliopsida; Poales; Poaceae
Exons: 5
Coding region: 1-1053 (350 amino acids)
Source: RefSeq, a predicted model, not a curated record